CAAUGUGUAAGUGCGCCGCCCAGACGAGUGGCCAAACUUUUGGACAAGUCUGACUCGCUCACACCGCUGAGGAAAGCCGCAUCAUCCAAGCGUGGACUAAAAUCCCUCCAGCUUCUCGAAGUCACCGCGUGCCGCUUUGAAAAGGCCCUGAAAGUUCUAUUAACAGACGCAUGCACCUCCAGGAGGCUCCUGAAAUUCUCCAUCCGCAUCCCUUGAAAGGUCAACUGAAGUCCAAUAUGGAGUUGCUCUCUUUUCUUCUCUGCCUUGCUGUGGUUGUCUCAGCCUCACGGCAGACGUGUGAUCCUGUGGAGGUAAGCGACAAUUCCUGGAUAUAUGUGAGGCAGUUGCAACUGGGCUGCUGGACCAGCUUCGUGGGACAGGACAAGGCCGAGGUCCACAUCCUCAAGCUCAAUUUUGCUGCCACGGAUGCCAAGAUGUUCUCUCUGAAGAUGACAGACGCCAAACCCAUGAACCUCAUCAUCACGUCGCGGGACAUUGCCUACGGUCUCUACUCGAUCAAUGCUGGCGUCAACAUUUAUAAAAUUAACACCUCGACGCUAACCUUUCACGCCAAUGAGAAACACAGCAACGUCCAUGCCGUCGACUUUCCCAGUGAGGACGAGGAGCUGGUGAGGUGGGCCACUCGCAAGUUCGGUGGCGUGACUUCUUUCACCACCGUGGAAAAUCUUAAAGUGCUGCUUUCAAGGCGCACAGAAGGAACAAAAGCCGGUUCUCGAGAAUGCGUGCUGCACAGCGAAGAUCCAUCAGAGAAGCACUUCAUGAAAAUUGAAGCCGCGCCCUUGACGUCUUCAUUCAAGUCCUGCUCCCCGCCGCCGGAGCCAGAGAAACAGCAGCUACGCGGCCCCACUGCCAACGACGGGGAGCUUCAUAUCAUCAAUAUCCCAGAGGAUGCCAAUGUUCGCAACGUGUCAGUUCGUGUGGACACAAAGAAGUCCAGCGUGUUCCUGAGGGGUCCUCGGGGCACCACGUGGACUUUCCUCAACGCACAGCACACCAAGUUCUGCUCCAACAAUGAGAUUGUGCUGCCUGCCAUGGCCCACCGAAUUCAGCCCCUGUUUGAGCUCAGCAGCGAUCACGCCGAGGACGUGCAGAAGAAGGCUCUGGAUUAUUUUAAGGCCGACGCCUUUACCAGCUACACCGAAAUGAGACCCGAGGGCUCCCAGUUGUUGCUGGUGCUCGGUCGAGACAGCCCAGCAGUGACCGAAACAAUAACAGAAGCCGUGCCGUCAACCACGGCGGAGCCUCAUCAGAUGCCUCUGUUGAUGCAGUUCUACAUGGCGCCUGAUUACCGCUCACCCCUGGACCCCAAUACCAAGGUGCAGUGCGACAAGAAAAUCUAUGCCGAGAUUUCGGGCCACACUCUGGGUGACAUUGUUCUGACUAUCAAAGUGAUGAGCUGCUAUGUGCGCUCCAAGGGCUCCUCCUGCCCGGUAGUUCAGGAGCUCCGCUUCAUACCAGAGUUCUGCUCCUCGAAUUUAUGCCCCAACAGCACACGACUGAGCUUCUCCUUGGAUAACCUGCAGGAGCUCAGCUCCACCACUUGGGACCUGGAAUGUUCUGUCAAACUUUGCUACAGCGAGAAAUGUGGCGAUGGAGGACGAGUGAAAAGAAACUUGGAGGUCACCCAGCCUUGUCAACAAACACUCAACACUCCCUGCUUUGAUUUUGGCCUCCCCGCCAUCCUGGGCAUCGCUUUCGGCGGCUUCCUAAUAGGAGUGUUACUAAUUGGAGCGCUGUGGUUUAUCAAAAUUAAAACAGGCUACCCGACCGGACUGGACAUGGCCUCCUCCUUGUCGUCCGGUUGUCCCUGCUCAGGAGCCAAGCAGCAGCCCGUAUCGUCGAACCCUUCCGCUUCGGAGAACAGCAGCGCAAACGCGAGCAUCGGAAGCACCCAGAGCACCCCCACCAGCAGCAUGGCGUGAGAUUAGGGCGAGGGAAUUGCCGACCCCUUUUCGAGUCAGUUAUGGGUUUAAUUUUUUUUAUUUCAUAAAGAGGCCCAACCACCCCCUGCCCCUUUUAUUAUUAUUAUUUUUUUUAAAAUUGAAACUCGCCAUCUUUGACAUACAAGCCUGGAAUUGAUACGAUUGCGUUGUUUGUACUGUCGGCUGGCGGCAAUGUCUAAUGGAUGGCGUGUGACGCUCACCUCUGUGGUCGCCCUUUAAAGUGUGGCUUCCAGACAGGAAGUUAAAGAGGGCAAGAGGAAAAGAAAAACAAAUUGGCUCCCAGCAACAGGAAAAACAAACCCUGUCCCCCCCUGGGAGCCAGCAGGAAAUUCACUGCAUUCCUCCGCCGAUUGUGACGGUUGCACAAUCAAAGUCAGGGCGGCGGGAGAUGAAGCAAACGACAGACGUGGAUAAAGGCAAGCCUACUGCUUAAAAACGGUUAACAUAAGAACCAACAAAAAUCUAUCAAGCGGUCUUCAAUAAUUGAGCAAAACAUCUGAAACUCUCUCCGAAAGUGGAAUCAGUCCCCAGAGUUCCUGUUGUCCUUUUCAAUAAAUUUUAUGGCUAAUCGCUCUUGUAUUAGGCGGACAAGUUAG
Syngnathus acus (greater pipefish) is the source of this 2560-nucleotide messenger RNA. It is a transcript of the gene eng, whose product is annotated as endoglin. Lineage: Eukaryota; Metazoa; Chordata; Actinopteri; Syngnathiformes; Syngnathidae. The record is from RefSeq and is a predicted model, not a curated record. The transcript has 13 exons. The coding region runs from base 171 to 1943 and encodes 590 amino acids.